This is a messenger RNA of Meira miltonrushii, 1294 nucleotides long. RefSeq names its product NAD(P)-binding protein. Bases 212 to 1234 code for a protein of 340 amino acids. Gene Ontology annotation, molecular function: oxidoreductase activity, acting on the CH-OH group of donors, NAD or NADP as acceptor. The transcript has a single exon. Lineage: Eukaryota; Fungi; Basidiomycota; Exobasidiomycetes; Exobasidiales; Brachybasidiaceae. The record is from RefSeq and is a predicted model, not a curated record.
CAACGGUUUACCUGCAUGCAAAAUUUCAUAGUGGAGAAAGUAAGCUUUAGGAUUAUGCAAUCGGCCGUAGGAGUUAAAGGAUGUUCACAUACACACUCUCCACUCAAUUUGGAAUAUAGAGUAGAGAUCCGAUCAUACAUAUAUAAACCACUCCGGAAAUGAUAUCGAUACAUUUUACUCUCAUCCCAAAACAAAUAGACAUCUAUCAAUCAUGGCAAACAAAGCAAUCCAAAAAGGCGAAUUAGUCCUUAUUACAGGAGGAACAGGAUGGGUAGGCUCACACAUCGUGGACAAAGCACUUGAACAUGGACUAAAGGUUCGUUUGGCCAUUCGAAGUGAAGAAAAGGCAAAAGGUUUAAUUGCUGGAUUACAGUCAAAGUAUGGUAAAGAUGCACAUAUUGAGACUACAAUCGUAAAGGACUUCAAUGCGGAUGAUGCAUACAAUGAAGCCGUCAAGGGAGUCCAAGGAAUCAUUCAUGCUGCUUCCACUCUCACAUUCAGCGAUAAAUGGGACGAAGUCAUUCCACCUACCGUUCAAGGUUACCGCUCUUUACUCAAGGCAGCACAUAAAGAAGGAGACGCUAUCAAACGUGUGGUUGUUACCAGUAGUUCAAUCGCUUUGGGCACUCCAAACUUGGAGCCAGGCAAGCCAACACAACACUUUGACGUUAAUUCAUGGAAUGAUGCAAGUCUAGAAGAAGCCAAAGUCAAGCCGAACUCUAUCAACAUUUAUGCUGCCAGUAAAGUGUUGAGUGAACGAUUCACUUGGGACUUUGUCAAGGAAAACAAGCCAUCCUUUAUCGUCAAUACAGUCAAUCCAAACUUUGUUUCAGGAAGCAAUACUGUUGGAACAGAUUAUAUGAGCACAGGAAAUAUGGUUCGCAAUGUGGUGUUCAAAGCCGAUGGCCAAAUUACUGAAAUGCUACGAUCACAAUUCAUCGUUGAUGCAGAUGAUGUUGCCAUUUUGCACGUUUUAGCAGCAAUGCGAGAGGAUAUCGUUAGUGAACGUUUACUUGCAUUUUCAGGAGUUUUCACUUGGCCUGAAAUCUUUGAGUAUGCACAAAAGUACGCUUCUGAUAAAGUCAACCUUCCUCCCAAAUCCGCUCAGAUGGAUGUACGGGAUAACACUGUCGUUGAUACAAAACGUACACAAGAAUUACUCAAACCUUAUGGAGGAUUCAAAUCUGUUGAGGAAAGUGUUCGUUUGAAUUUGCAAGAUGUUAAAACUCAUUAGAUAGAGUCUUUAUGCUUUGUGUACUAUUCGAUCAAUGGCUAUUAAUAAUCUCGUAAUCGA